AUGACUUCUCUCACGAAAACUACAUAUCAGGCCUUUGCAUCGGCAAGGGCCCAGGGCAAUCCGGCAGCUAUUAUCGUCCUGCCGAAGCCCGAUUCCAGCACGGAGAUUGCUGAUGGCGAGUUCCCUUAUGAUCUGUUCCCUCCGGCCUCAAAGCUUCAAGAGACAGCGAAAAGCAUCAAUCUUCCAAUGACGGCAUUUGCACUGCCCCUCGAUCCAGAGAAUGAGUCGGCGAAAGCUCACUAUGCUGUUCGGUGGUUCAAUACCGUCAACGAAGCGCCGCUCUGUGGCCAUGCGACUCUGGCCCUAUCGCAGCACCUGUUUAGUACUCUUCCUAAUGCGCCGCAGACACUGAGGUAUCUCACCAGGCUUCAUGGUGUUGCCUCUGCUUCUCUCAACCAGAGCCCGUUUGAGGAUGCGAAGCUGGUUGGUAUUGAGUUUCCAGAACUUGUUAAUCUUCCUGGCGUGAAGAAGGAUGGCAAGCGAUGGGACGAGUUGAAGGGCCUGUUUGAGGGUGCAAGUGGUUCCAAGUGGGAGGGUAAAGGAGAGCCGGUUGGUGUAUUUGAGCAAGAUCAAUAUUUCUUGCUGGAAUUCAACCCUGAGCUUGACCUGAAGGCUCUGAAGUUCGAUGCCUCUAAGCUGGCGUCUCUCAAUGGCUUCAUCUACAUGUUCCAAGUUUCAACAAGCUGUUCAGAGCACAUCCAUACUCGAGUGAUCAACUGCAUAGCUGGCAACAAUCAUGAAGACGCCGCGACUGGCUCUGCUCAUCGCGCCAUCAUCCCUCAUGCCUUGUCAAACGCUGAGACUACUGCGCGGCUCAAGCAGUACCAUCCAGACUUUACUGGAAACACGCUACGAUCUUUGCAGCAGUCCAAGGAAGGUGGCGAAUUGACUGUUGAGUGGCUCCGGGAUACAAAGACUGUGAGGAUCAUGGGUAAUGCUUCGCGCACUGGCGAGACCAGUAUCGAGAUAUGA
Messenger RNA from Fusarium odoratissimum NRRL 54006, 972 nucleotides. RefSeq names its product phenazine biosynthesis protein. Bases 1 to 972 code for a protein of 323 amino acids. The transcript is spliced from 3 exons. Gene Ontology annotation, biological process: biosynthetic process. Gene Ontology annotation, cellular component: cytoplasm. Lineage: Eukaryota; Fungi; Ascomycota; Sordariomycetes; Hypocreales; Nectriaceae. The record is from RefSeq and is a predicted model, not a curated record. Gene Ontology annotation, molecular function: isomerase activity.